AGGCCGUUGCAUGAUCCAGGAAGCAUUCUAGAUCGUGGUGUGAUCGCCGUAGGGCUGAAGUGGACGUUGUUGCCGUCAAUCUCCGGACUUCUGUAGGAGUGUCUUGUAGUGGACAUUGAGAUCGGACAGAGUGGUUCAACCGCAUGUUGCCAGGGCAUAGCCUAGUAGUGGUCCUGGGGGCCAUGGCAGCUCUAGGCUAUUCUUGUGGUUCAAAGGGACAAGGGGGGUUGCAGGUUUGGGAUGCGAUUCCAGCGAUAUGCCCAUCUUCUUACACUGCCGUGCUGCUGAUAAGGCAUAUCGUUUUGGAUCACAGCAGCCGCUAACAGUAAGAACCUUGAACUGAGUGCUGCUACCAGAGCGCUCCGAGGAACUCUUUGCCAAACGGGCAUAUAUCGGGCGUAGCUGGGAAUAGAAAGUGAGUACAGCUAGCCAUAAGGAGGUACUUACUGCCGGCUUCCAUGUGCAAUUUAACUUCUUCCAUGGCCGCUAGAAGCUUUAAAAGUGCUUCGAUAGCGAACGCACGGACUGUGUGCUCAUGUCCCCAUGCGAAGUGCGAGACAAGAUGCCGGGAGCAAAACGGGUAUCAGGAGGCUUCAUAAGUCGCGGACUGCCAUAUUUCAUAAGCGACAAUACGGGCCACCUCGCUCUCUCUCACACACACACGCUUUGUAUCACCGACUGAGCAUUACUCAAGAUGGCAUGGCCUCUGUUACAACUGCCGCCCGAGCUGCUGGAGGCAAUUGCCACGGCGACUGAUGGUGAUCAGCUGCUCUUCCUCCGCCUGACCUGCAGAGAGAUGUGCAGGAUUGUGGACAAGGUCUUCAUCAACAGAUAUUUCACCACACGUCGACACUUGGUGACCAAGGAGUCCUUCCAAACUCUCAUCGACAUCAGCAAGAAUCCGAGAUUGCGACGCAAAUUGAAGACCAUCGAUCUGAUCGUGACCAAUCUGGCAUCGGUAACAGAUACGCCCACCAUCAGGAGACCUCAGAAGACUGCCGAUGCAAGCCUCCCACACCCAAUGGGGCCACGCCCGCAAUCCAUUUGGAGCAGUUGGUGUCACGAAGCCGAAGAUAUAACGAAGGACCGCAUGGAUGUUUCGAUGCUUUCCGAAGCACUGAGCAACUUGCACGAUGCCAGAGUGUAUCCAGAGCUCAAAGUGUCCACUCACACACAUCUAUCGCCAACACCCUAUGGCUUCCAUCGUCUGGUGCAACAGCUGGACAGUACAAAACGCAUGUGCAGCAGGAACGAGUAUGUGCUGCUGGGUCGCUGUCCCAACGACAACAGCGAGACCACGUGGUUACUUCUUGCUGCGAUCGCCAGGAGCAGGUUUCCGGUGAAGAGUUUGGACUUGUCCGAUAGGAGGUCGCCGCUGCACCCUGGCGUGAUGAGCUCUCUCAUGCGGAGCUCCCGCUUGAAGUCCGUCUGGUCGCGGCUAGAGACGCUCUCGGCGAGCCCCGGGUGUCUACACAAGUCGUCUGCCCGGCAGAUUGCGGCCAUGUGCGAUUUUAACAGAUCGGCGUUUUCGAGGUUACAGGAACUCCGGCUAGUGUUCAACAGUAGAUGCUGCAAAGCCGAAGAAACAUUUCUACACCCACAUAUGCUCACACCCCUAGUUGCGACUGAACUCAAAACGGUCCACCUGACCGGAGCAGUGCUGCGGUCGCAAGAUCUGUGUGGGUUUCUUGCCCAACAUAAGGAUUCCCUCCGGAACGUGGUCCUCCGCCAUGUCGUUCUGGGUCCACAUGACAAGUUCGCAGCGGUAUUCGAGUGGAUGAACGCCGAAUUGUCAUUGGACUCACUGGUCCUGCAUUGGUUGCGCCAGGGCCAUGACCAUAUGGACGAGCGGUCGGGUCGGGGUGCGGAGUACGUGUACAACAGCAAGGAGGAAGUGAAGUCUGGGCUUCGAGAACUGGCACGAAGCGCAACAUUCGGGGAUCCGCCGCCUUGUAUGGCACAGUGUGAGCAGUGAACGACGUGUGCACGUGAGGAGGCACUGGGGCCGUCUGGCUAGCAUCCGAGACUCGGUGUUCGUUCGGGCUCGCCGAUGUCGCGUACUAAUAGGAGGUAGGAGGGGAGGUAGGAGGUAGGAGGUACCAACAAUCUAAUCUAGGAGGUAGCAGAUUUAAUGAUACCUGAAUAAUUCAUCCAGACUCGUGAGACUUGUUCACUUGGAAUAUUCCACCUGUAGAAACAUCAGUAUUCGUCAUGCCGACCACCACUGGCGCAACAGUGAAGGCUGCGCCCAGAAGUGGCAGAAUCGUGGUGCUCCCUGGAGACCACAUCGGACCCGAGGUGGUCACAGAAGCGCUGAAAGUGUUGGACAUUGUAGAAGCUGCCACCGGACUUCACUUGGAGCGUGACUUUGAUCUUUGUGGCGGCUGCUCGCUAGACGUACACAACGACUCCGUCACAGAGGAGGUAUUGAAGAAAUGCGAGCAAGCUGAUGCCGUCUUUUUCGGCUCAGCAGGGGGUCCAGAAUGGGGUACGAGUCAGCCCAACCCAGAGUCUGGCCUGUUGAGGAUCCGGAAGAGGUUGCAGGUCUUUGCCAAUCUCCGACCUUGCAAAUUUGCGUCAAAGACAAUGGUGGACUGGUCGCCGAUCAAGCGAGAAGUCAUUGAAGGUGUCGACUUUAUGCUCAUCAGAGAGAACUGUGGCGGGGCAUAUUACGGGAACAAGAUCGAACAAGAAGAUUAUGCAAUGGACCCCUGGGAGUACAGCAGGGCAGAGAUCGAGCGUGUCGCUCGUGUUGCUGGGGCCCUCGCACUACAGACUGAUCCUCCUCAACCUGUGUUUAGCGCCGACAAGGCAAAUGUGCUUGCGAAUUCCCGAGUGUGGCGACGG
Messenger RNA from Sphaerulina musiva SO2202, 2847 nucleotides. RefSeq lists its product as uncharacterized. Gene Ontology annotation, molecular function: protein binding. Bases 695 to 1975 code for a protein of 426 amino acids. Lineage: Eukaryota; Fungi; Ascomycota; Dothideomycetes; Mycosphaerellales; Mycosphaerellaceae. The record is from RefSeq and is a predicted model, not a curated record. The transcript is spliced from 5 exons.